Messenger RNA from Rhagoletis zephyria (snowberry fruit fly), 1470 nucleotides. It is a transcript of the gene eIF4EHP, whose product is annotated as eukaryotic translation initiation factor 4E homologous protein. Gene Ontology annotation, cellular component: eukaryotic translation initiation factor 4F complex. Gene Ontology annotation, molecular function: RNA 7-methylguanosine cap binding; translation initiation factor activity. The record is from RefSeq and is a predicted model, not a curated record. NCBI's taxonomy places the organism in Eukaryota, Metazoa, Arthropoda, Insecta, Diptera, Tephritidae. Gene Ontology annotation, biological process: translational initiation.
AUGGACAAAAUGCCAGCCAAACAAUACGAAUCGAAACCAUGGCAAGAUCUCGCUGACAGCGAUGACAGUGAUAUGGAGAAUGAAAUAGAUGUGGACAAACUGCCACCUUUAGAAGUUGGGCCUAAUGAGAACCGACUGCAGCACACAUACUGCCUUUGGUUCUCACGCAAGGGGACACAUCGUGCCACGGAUUAUAGCAAAUCACUUCAUGUUGUCGGGCGUUGUGCCAGUGUACAACAAUGGUGGUCGCUAUACUCGCAUCUUAUACGGCCAACGGCAUUGAAACCAUAUCGAGAAUUAAGCCUUUUUAAACAGGGCAUAAAGCCGAUGUGGGAGGAUCCAGCAAACACAAAAGGCGGCCAGUGGGUAAUACGUUUACGGAAGAAUAAAAUUGAUCGAGCGUGGGAAAAUGUGUGUAUGGCAAUGUUGGGGGAACAGUUUCUGGUCGGAGAUGAAAUUUGUGGUGUUGUACUGACAACAAAAUAUCCGGAGGAUAGCUUAUCAGUUUGGAAUCGCACUGCCACGGAUCACACAAGCACGACACGUAUCCGGGAUACGCUACGUAGGAUAUUAAAUAUACCUCUAACAACGGCAAUGGAGUAUAAGAUACACUGUGAUAGCCUUAAAUAUGUAGCAAUUAAUAAAGGCACUCUGAAAAGCUGAAAUUCAGUAAAUACAUUCAACUCAACAAAAAUAAAAACAAUCGAAAACGACGACACUAUGCGCUACGCGAACACCAACAUUAGUAGCAGCAGCAACAAUGGCAACAUCAAUGGUAACAGCAGCAGCAGCUGCAGUAGCAAUAACACCAAUACAAACAGCAAUAAAUACAACAACACUAAAGACAACCACAACUGCAAAAACUAUUUCCACAACAUUACUACCGACAUCGCAAAAACUUAAAACAUCAGAUUAAACUAAAACAAAAAAAAACUUUAAUUAUUACAUAAUCUAUCCUCUGACCAUUUGUUCAUCAAACAAUAGAAGCAAACAAACGCACAUACUGGAAGCCGGCAACAAUAAAUAUAGUGCAACUAUGUUUGUUAAAAGUGCUGAAAUUUUUGUUUUCAAGCUGAAUGCUAAUACAAUGCACUAAGAGGAAAUAAUGUUUGGCAUCAUUUGAACUAAAAGCUUCUCUUAAACGCGACAACCUCAAGUUAAGCAUCGACCUCAAGCAAAUAGAAAAUAUAUAUUUAAAAAGAAAAAAACGUUAUUCAAAUAAUACCAUUAGUGCUUGCAUACGCGAAACAUCAUCUAAAAAUGCUGUUGCCUCAUAAUGUUGCAUUAUUUCGACAUGAUUAUUACGUAAAAAAUAUACAGUCAUCUGUGCGAUACACUAAAUCGUUUAAAUUGUUUUUGUUUUAUACCGAUUUGCAAACUACAUUCAUAUUCUCAAUGAAUUUCUGUUUUUAUAACAAUUUUAAUAAAAAAAAAAAAAACGUUGGUGCCCACCUCCAAACAAAUACUUAG